UUUAGAGAACCCUCUGUACCAUACGCGAGCUGGUCAUCUGUGUGUUCUAGCUCUGUGGAUCGUAGUGAAUAUAUAUUAUAACCAACCUAGAAGUUUUUAACUACUGAAAACACUAGACAUGGUUAAGUUUAACUCGCGAAUGAGUUUGCUAUCGUUAUAAGUAGAUGUAUUUGAUUUUUUCUUACGAAAUAUUGCUUCAAACAUAGAAAAAAGUAAAUUUUCCAUUUUUUUUUUAUAUCAAUAAUCAUGACUGACCGAGAUAUUAGAGUGCAAUGUGUGUUGUAUAAAUAUGUGAUGACGAGAUAAAAUACUUCGUUCAUAAAAAUUUCGUUCUCGAUUGACGAUUUGAUAUUUUUAAGUUUGUUUUAAUUCUUUGAUUGUUAUAAGAGUAUACGAAAAUUGUGUUCACAGUUAUUUUGUAGGAAUUAUUCCUUACAAAAUGUGUAUAUUAUGUUCUAUAGCUAAAAAUAUCCGCAUAGAUUGAUUGAAAUGUGGCACGCAAGGUAAACACUAUAGCAAUAUAUAAAGAAGUGGUGCCUGUGUUUCUUAAUGCAUACAUAUUUACAUGAAUACAUACAUACAUCUAUCCAAAUCGAAGCACUUACAAUAAGACUUGCACAACGGUUUUUUUUUUAAAUGCUCCAGAGUUGGUGUACGAUCGUUGCAGAAUAUGAUACUCGAACCAGAGCAACUGUAAAAAACCGUACAAAUACAUGAGCAAGUGGCUGUACAUAAGUAAAAUCGUGAAUGUGAAUGUGAGCUACGAAAUAUUACUAGUACCAGUAUUUAAGAAAGCAAUGAACUAGAAAACUUUAGAAUAUUUAAUGACCGCUGAAUCGAAAAGAAGAAAUCUCUCUCGAAAUUUUGAAUACGACUUGAGUGUAUUACAAAAGUAAUAUAUAAAAGAGCAGAAGAGAAGAAUGAAAAUACUAUUAAUGAGAACUACGAAUUAAAAGUGAAGUAAAAGUGAUGAUUACCACAAUUAAUUAAUUAAGAUAAUUUAAGAUAAUGAAUUCAUUUGGUACGCAAAAAACUUCAACUACUGAAAAUGCACACACAUCAGCUAUGAACGACAGCACACAACGACCGCAGAUUAGCGGCGGACGCUUUGAUUUCGAAGACGGAGGGACAUUUUGCGGUGGAUGGGAUGACGGCAAGGCUCAUGGGCAUGGCGUGUGUACUGGUCCCAAGCAUCAGGGAGCGUAUGCUGGCGCUUGGAAUUAUGGUUUUGAAGUGUCUGGAGCGUAUAUCUGGCCAAGUGGGUCACAUUAUGAAGGACAAUGGCAAAAUGGUCGACGUCAUGGUUUGGGAGUGGAGCAAAUUGGUCGACAGAUAUACCGCGGAGAAUGGUCGAAAGAUGGACAUAAAGGUAGAUACGGAGUACGCCAAAGCACUGUAUCAACUGCUAAAUAUGAGGGAACGUGGAAUAUGGGCUAUCAGGAUGGAUACGGCUGUGAAACUUAUGCUGAUGGAGGUAAAUAUCAAGGACAGUGGCAAGAAGGAAAGCGUCACGGAUACGGUAUUCGUACAUCAGCCCCCUUUGGUUUGGCAUCUCAUUAUCGCCGAAAAGAUGUUCACGCAUCUCUAAAUUCGUUGCGUAGUUCAGACAUUGGCGAAGCUGACAAGGGACGUUCUGAGGAGAUAAGAGGAGGAUUUGUAUUAACAGCAAAAUCUGAUAAGUUACCCACACGCCGCAAUAGCUUGAGCGAAAAGACGAAAAAAGGAUUUUUAUCAGGUUUUAAAAUGCGCAAACAAAAAAGUACCGGAGAUUUGGAGAAGCGUGGCACUGUGGCCUCAAGCAGUGUCAGAUCAACAGCUUCUACAUCCUCAUGGGCAAGCACAGGGUCGGAACAAUCAAAUUUAACUACAAGGUCGACACAUACCGAUUCAAACGCUAGUUUUACAAUGGAAGAUGAACAACUGGAUGCAGCAGUGACAGAAACAUACAUGGGAGAGUGGAAAAAAGACAGGCGUUGUGGACAUGGUGUGGCUGAGCGCAGCGAUGGCCUGAAGUACGAAGGAGAGUGGUAUAAUAACAAGAAACAUGGAUACGGUGUAACUACAUUCCGAGACGGUACAUUUGAAGAAGGAAAAUAUAAGAACAAUAUUUUAAUUACCAGCCAAAAGAAGAAACACUUGUUCCUAGCACGUUCGCGUAAAUUUCGUGAUCGCAUUGCUAUAGCAGUUAAUUCAGCACAAAGGGCGCUGAAAAUGGCAAUGCAGAGAUCCGAUAUAGCCAUUUCGCGUACAUCGACAGCAUCUGACAGAGCCCAAAGCGCCGAUAUCGCAGCGGAUCAAGCUCGUUUAGACUGUGAAAUUGCAGUACGAAUGGCGCGUGAAUUUGCUCCAGAUUUUAAACCCUCAGUUCUAGAGCGAUUCGAGAAGCUGCGGUUUCGUAACCAAAUAAAAUUAACCACUUUAGUAGAUAACAGCCUUUUGUCGCCAUAUAGCGGAAAUGAAAUGGCGCUUAUGAAAAAUGGGUCCGUAAUGAAAGAUUUAAAGGAAAAGACAGUCACGCAAACUCCGAACUCUAUUCAUGCCCAAAACAUGCAAGUGACACCCCAAACUGACUUUGCUGGUUUAAUUAGCCAACCGAAUCAACCCGGUAACACUGCUUUUAAUCAGUCGUAUGCCUCACGAGCUAAAAAUUAUGGGCAACAAGGGCAGCAGUAUGAGGAUCAACAACAGAGUUACGGGCAAGAUUUCAAUACUACAACGAACAAUAGUAAUAUACCUUAUGGUCGGGGAAUACAAGAAAAUGAAAUAACGGCAAACUACAAUAGUUACAACCAAACGAACACUGGGAAUUAUCCUAUGCGGAAUACUGCUGAUCAACUAGAUGGCUACAGGUAUAACACUGCAGAACGUGAGUCGAACGCUAUUCCACGCAAUCCUCAAAGUGGUUAUAAUGAGCAACAAGUUCAGUCUCAGUCCAUGCAAGCUUUGUCUCAACAAAAUUCGCAGUAUGGUCGUCCACAGCCUCAGCCCAUGCAGCCUCCAAUGCAAACUUUACCACAACAAAAUUCGCAAUAUGGACGGCCACAGCCUCCAAUGCAAACUUUACCCCAACAAAAUUCGCAAUAUGGACGUCCACAGCCUCAGCCCAUGCAGCCUCAAAUGCAAACUUUACCGCAACAAAAUUCGCAAUAUGGACGUCCACAGCCUCAGCCCAUGCAGCCUCCAAUGCAAACUUCACCCCAACAAAAUUCGCAAUUUGGACGCCCACAGCCACAACAGAAUGAAAUGGGAGGCGAAAGAAAACAAAGUAUCACGCACAAAAGACCACCUCCACUCGGUGAAACAAAACAGCAAUUAUCUAUAGAUUACUUUGAUCAUUACAAGAGACCACCAAGUCGAGACUCAUCUACAGAUCGAUAUGCGAGAGCGGGUAGUGUCCUUAAUUCUCGGCAGCCUUCGGCAGAUCGAUCCAUGCAGUUACAGGGAAGGGAUGAAUCUACUACCAAUAGAGAAGUAAGGCAACGUGAGGGCUCAAGGAAUUUGGAAGAUAAUACAUCGCGAUCUAUUUUUAACAACAAUACGGAAAAAAGAUCAUCACUUACUAAGCCAUUUGAAGAUGUCCUUUUACAUCAGCGCAACCUGGGUCAGGAUAUUAUUCCAUCCCCAAUUACUCCAAAAAGGACGGAAAGCUUAUAUAUUCCGGCAAACGUGGUUCUUCCGAAAAGCGCAGGAAGCAAACCGGUUAAGAGCACUCCUAUAAAUGUUUCUCUUCAGCGCAAAAAGUCGUUACCUGAUUUUCAGGAACUGCCACGAUCUACGGAGGCUAUGAGUCGAGAGGAGGUAUCUGCUUUGGGUUCAGCAAGGCGUGAAGCUGUAAGGCGCCAAAUAGAAAUCAACGAGAGGCUAAAAGCAAAUCCUCUUUUGUAUAUUUUUAGUCCCCAAGUUAAGGAUUGGUUAUCUAGCCAGCAAUUGGUACUGUUUGUUCUUUUUCUGAAUAUACUUUUAGGUUAUCUUUUUUUGAAAAUGUUAACAUAACAUAAUUUAUUGUAGUAUACAUAUAUGUAUGUAUGUGUUUUUGAUUUUAAUUAAUGAUUUUAACUUAUUUAUUAACUAUAAUUAUAUAUUCGAAGGAAAUCAUUUAUUUAAAAACCAUAAUGUUAUGAUAAAAUUAUUGGAAUAAGCGAAGAGCUCAAAAAAGUAUACAUACAUAAAUAUGUAUAUACUUAAAAUUUUGUCGUUCCCUUUAUGCAUUUGGACGGUUCGCUUGGAUGGUCUUUGCAUGCAGUGCUGUUAUUGUAAACAUACAUAAAUUAAAAAGGAAAGAAAAGUCCA
Molecule: messenger RNA, 4290 nt
Organism: Ceratitis capitata (Mediterranean fruit fly)
Lineage: Eukaryota; Metazoa; Arthropoda; Insecta; Diptera; Tephritidae
Exons: 10
Coding region: 1009-3993 (994 amino acids)
Cellular component (GO): endoplasmic reticulum membrane; plasma membrane; junctional membrane complex
Source: RefSeq, a predicted model, not a curated record